AAAAGAUAAAAUAUAAAAAUAUAAAAAUUCAGUGCGUGUAACAUUAUCCAAUGUUCUAUAGCGAAACUCCAUUUUGACUCCCAACCCGAAACCGCUCCAAAAUCCUCCGUCUAUGGCCGCCGGCGAGCACCGAAAGCUCUUUCCGGUGAAUCAAACCGAACUUAUGGAUUACUCAACGGCGCCGCCGGCGCCGUUGAGUAAACAUGUUCUGAGCAUCUCUCCGUACAUAAUUAUUGCGGUGGCGUUGCUUGCCAGCUUUCUCCUCCUCCUCGGCUACUAUUUGAUCAUUGUCCGGAACUGCUCCGGCUGGCAACGGCGGCGACGCGGCGACUUGCGGGUCGGCGGCGUUGAGAAUGAAGACUUUUUUGUGGAAAACCGCCGGGGCCCGGUGGUGGACCAUCCUAUCUGGUAUAUCCGUACAAUCGGGCUGCCGGCGGCGGUGAUUGGUAAAAUAACGGUUUUGAGCUACAAAAGCGGCGAGGAUUUCGUGGACGGAACGGAUUGCUCCGUUUGUCUUAACGAGUUCCGUGACGGCGAGAAUCUCCGGUUGCUGCCCAAAUGCAGCCACGCGUUCCACGUCGCGUGUAUCGACACGUGGCUGAGGGCCCACACCAACUGCCCUUUGUGCCGCGCCGCCAUUGUUUCCGACGUCCCCGCAGCUCCUCCGAUUCCCGCCGCCUCGCCCGGAAGCGAAGUUCCGGCGGAAAACGGCGGCGGAGAAUCCAGUAACAAUAACAACAACAAUCAAGUUGGAAGAAAUCAAGAAAACGAAGUGAUUAGAAUUCAAGAAUCCGGCACUGUGUCAUCAGCGCUAAGAAGAUCUUUCUCCAUAGACUCUUCAAUGGCUGCAAAUUUCCCCAAUCCGACGUUCAAGGAUUCAACAACUCAGAAAAUGGCGAUGAAGAGAUCGGUUUCGUAUGGUGGGAGGUCAUUUUUCUCCGGUCCAAAUCCCAAUUCCAUACUCCCUCUGUAACAAUCUUUUGGGUAGCUCAAAACCAACAAAACAGGGGGUAUGCAGUUGUAAGCCCAAAUUAUGGCUUGAUCUUACAAUUGCUGACCUUUUUUAUUUUUUUUUAUAACGAGGAAAACUCGCAAAUUAUAACCUGGUAUGUAUUAAGUAAUUUCGUUCUUGUGUAAUAGUUUAUAAAUCACCACAUGAAUGAGUUAAUUGAGAUUGAG
Ipomoea triloba (trilobed morning glory) is the source of this 1179-nucleotide messenger RNA. RefSeq names its product RING-H2 finger protein ATL54-like. Lineage: Eukaryota; Viridiplantae; Streptophyta; Magnoliopsida; Solanales; Convolvulaceae. Gene Ontology annotation, molecular function: transferase activity. Bases 113 to 973 code for a protein of 286 amino acids. The record is from RefSeq and is a predicted model, not a curated record. Gene Ontology annotation, biological process: protein ubiquitination. The transcript has a single exon.